GUGGCCCAGCCCUCUCCUUCCCCCGCUGUGGCGGCCAGUCUCGGCUGGCCCUGCCCACGUUUUCUCUCGCUUCUCUCUUCGCCCUGCCCUCCCCCUCCCUCCCUUUUCUGGUCAUGUGUUGCCUCGCUCGCUCUUUUUUUUUUUGUUUGCAGUGGAAACAAUUUAGCGUUCUUGUGCUAGCUCCUACCCAAGCCGCUACUCAUCCGUAGGGGGCAGACGAGGGGGGGGGGGGAGGAAGCUGAAGCAGGCGAGGAGGAGGACGGGAAUUGCAGCAAGGUCCCAUGCCCUGGCGUUUCCUCCUCUGCCCUGGGAUCCCCGUCUCUCUCUCGCUUUCCCUUCGGCCACAUUGUUGGCUCCUGGAGGGGGGGGGGGAGGGAGCAAUGCCUUGCUCAAUCGGAUGAAAGUUUGCAUAAUGAUCAUGGGAAGACAGCAGUGAAAAUCUCGACCUCUCCCAAGUCAGGCGCCUCCAUCUAAAUGGGUCCAGUUAUGCCUCCCAGUAAGAAGCCGGAGGGCUCAGGAAUCAGCGUUUCCAGCGGACUGAGCCAGUGUUAUCGGGAUGGUGAUUUAUCCAAGACGCUUCAUGAUGAUGAGGACUUGGAUAUCUCUUUACCUGUUCUCCGAUCAGAAAAAGGGCCCAUGGAGGACGAAGAGCUCACUAACUUGAACUGGUUACAUGAGAGUAAGAAUUUGUUGAAAAGUUUUGGGGACUCGGUCUUAAGAAGCGUUAGCCCUGUGCAGGACCUUGACGAUGAUACCCCUCCGUCCCCUGCUCAUGCUGACAUGCCCUACGAUGCCAAGCAGAACCCUAACUGCAAACCACCAUACUCUUUUAGCUGCCUCAUAUUUAUGGCCAUUGAGGACUCUCCAACCAAACGACUGCCUGUAAAGGAUAUAUACAACUGGAUUUUGGAACACUUCCCUUAUUUUGCAAAUGCCCCCACUGGAUGGAAAAACUCUGUGAGGCAUAAUCUGUCGUUGAAUAAGUGUUUUAAGAAGGUGGACAAAGACAGAAGUCAGAGUAUUGGGAAGGGGUCUUUAUGGUGUAUAGACCCAGAAUACAGACAAAACCUUAUCCAGGCUUUGAAAAAGACUCCCUAUCAUCCAUAUGUGUUCAGCACACCUCCAGCGUCUCCUCAGGCAUAUCAAAGCACAUCAGGUCCUCCCAUAUGGCCUGGAAGCACCUUCUUCAAGAGAAAUGGCUCCCUUCUGCAAGAUCCUGACAUUGAUGCUGCCACUGCCAUGAUGCUUUUGAAUACUCCCCCUGAGAUACAAGCAGGUUUUCCUCCCGGAGUGAUACAAAACGGAGCUCGCAUUCUGAGUCGAGGAAUCUUCCCUGGUGUUAGACCACUGCCAAUAAACCCUAUCGGAAGCAUGGCUGCUGCAGUAAGGAAUGGAAUUGUAAACUGCCGGAUGCGGACAGAGAGUGAACAAUCCUGUGGCUCUCCAUUGGUUAGCGGUGACCCAAAGGAGGAUCACAACUAUAGCAGUGCCAAAUCUUCGAACCCCAGGAGCACAUCGCCUGCUAGUGACUCAGUUUCCUCUUCCUCUGCGGACGACCAUUACGAAUUUGUUACAAAAGGUAGCCGGGACGGUAGUGAGGGCAGCGAAGUCAGCUCCCACAGCCAUGAGAGCCAUAGUGAGGCGGAGGAGGAGGACAAAAAGCAAAAUCGGAAAGAGACCAAGGAUUCUUUAGCUGACAGCGGGUACGCAUCUCAGCACAAGAAACGGCAGCAUUUACUGAAGGCAAAAAAAGUACCAAGUGACACACUGCCUCUUAAAAAGAGACGUACAGAGAAACCCCCAGAGAGUGACGAUGAGGAGAUGAAGGAAGCAGCUGGAUCACUCCUGCAUUUGGCAGGGAUUCGGUCUUGUUUGAAUAACAUCACCAAUCGGACGGCAAAGGGGCAGAAAGAGCAAAAGGACACCACAAAAAAUGAGAACAAAUCCAUUGAUUGAACUUAUAAAACAAUUUCGUUUCAGCACGUCAGGUGAAUUCUAAUGAUUUGUGGCAAUAUCAACAAAUAUUUUCUUUGUUCAGGUUUUUUUUAUUUUUCUCCUUUUUUGUUUUCGUUUUGUUUCUUUUUCCUUUUUCGGAACCCUUAAGAUUUUUAUUUUUUAAAGGAGAUUGAAGCCAUAGAACUCAUACUGAUACUCAACUAAUUUUACAAAAGCUUUUCAUUACAUGAAGACAAAAUAACAAAAGCCAAAAUUUGCCAUUGCUUUCUCCAGCUUUGUCAGAAAUGCAUGGUUGAAUAUGCCAUCACCAAUUAAUGUGAGAGAGGAAUAAAAUUUGGCACUUGGAAAACAUACCUAGAAGAAAUUUACUAAUUUGGUAAUCAUUCAGGCCAGGCUUUUAGAAUUUUUUUAGAAAGGCCUUAUGACCAGGUUUAUAUGUGAAUGUGACUAGAGAUUUGGGGAAAGUAAGAGGCGCACGUCGUCCUCAAAACCAAGAAUCUUAGAGUGGCAUUUGCUUGCUGUUGUGCCAUAAAAUCUUAGGAUAGCCACUGGAGACAGCUGCUCAUACAGUAAUGAACUACUAGGUGCUUCAUGUACUGUAUAUGGCUCAUAAUGUGAAGACUUAAUAACUUUUAAAAUUGUGGAAAACUGAACUGUGUAUGCAAUGAGUUUCAGUGAAAUAAAGAGAAAGGGGAUGGGGGAGAUUAGUGAUAUUGUUUAAUCAAUUAAUUGUCUUCUAUAUUUAAAUUAAACGAAUGUUUUUUUAAAAAGCCAUAAGCCUGAAGAUUGGCACUGCCUGCAAAAAUAUUAUGGGAAGACAAGCUAUGAGUUCUUAACUGCCUGAGUGAAAAGCAAUCAAGUCUAAAAAAAAAAAUUAUGAGUAGAUAUAUAAGGGGGAUCAAAAUGAGGAAACCUCAAAAAGAUUUGAUCAUGCUAGGGGGGAAAUAGACAUGCUACAAAACCUGCCAUUAGUAUUAUAUUACCUUUUUUUUUUUGAAAAAAAAAUGAUGUGUUUGGGCAAAAGAUAUAAAGUGAUUAUUAUUACAUAGAGCUCCUUUACAGUGCCCUCAGAAUGGCAUACCCAGUUAAUGUCAGUGAGGAUUCAUCUGUGCAAACAUGAUGAUGUAUUUCCAGUUUUAACCAGUGUAGCCAGCAGAAAAUUCAGAUCCACAUUUGCAUGGAUUCCUUUCUGGGAGGGACAGGGGAGUACAAAACAAAACCCUUUUUUAAUUCAAAGAUAACAGAAGUUCUUGUAAGGUAAAUAAUGUAUUUAGCAUGAAGCAUGAAUUAUUUUCAUAUAAAUAUAGAAAAUAGAGAAAAAGGCUAUGCCUCUAAUUUUUAAGCCCAUUGGCUUAGUUUGGGUUUUUUUUUCCCAUUUUGGAUUUUUUUUUCCUUUUUGUUUUGUUCUUUUGUUUUUUGGAAGCAGGUGUUUUAAGGUUUAACCUUUUUCAGGGACAAAUACUGACUGUUGGGGAAACUUACUCUGCAAUAUUAAAAAUAAAUCUUCAUGCUCGGGUAGGGCUUGGAUGGUUGAAUUAAAUUGCCUUGUCUGCACAUUCAGCCCCCUCCCCCUACUUCUCUGUUUUUUUGAACACGUUUGUCCUUUCUUUGUCUUUACAUGUAUUAACAUUACGCAAUAAUUUUGAGGGCAAGGUGAGUAGUGAGUGUGUAUGAUAAGGCUUCCAGAGGAGAUGCUUGGAUUUUGGCAAAGCAACGUACAAAUUGGUUUGGGAAGACAAUGACUGCACCAAUUGGCUCAUCUGCAAUGGGGAAAUAAAUGUUCUUUGGUUCUGAGUGAUUGGAGUUGUAUAGUGCCAUGGUGUAAAAAAAGUGAUUGGCUUAAUGAAUUACCCUACCCAUGCAGUGAUAAUAGCCCCUUAAAAUGAGUUUGAAGUCUCCUCAGUAAGUCAGCCUCGUUCAGACUGAAAACUGCAGUCCGAAGAACUGUCAUGUAUCAGGUCUUUCAGGGACCUCUAUUCCCAGCCACAGCCUCAGCCUGGGAAAGGGAUCCUUUGGAGUAACGUUUGACAUGGUAAUGCAUCCAUGUGCAUACAGAAAUGCUUUAGGCAUGCAUGGAGCUCUUUGGAUCAUGGCCAUAGGCUCCAGUGAAGUAAAUGUAAUUUUAUAUUCUAGGAUGCUUUAGGAAAAAAUGUAAGAUAAAAUGCUAAAAGCCAUUUCAGGUAAUAUUUGGGGGGGGAUAUUUCAGGCUCAGUGGGAGAGGGGAGGAAAGGAAGUCACAUUCCACAGGUGGAAAUGCUUCCAUUGAAAAAAUGCUCCACUGGAUCUAAACCACUGGAAUGAUACUCCACAAAAUAUAUUCAGCGUGAAUGAGAGACACAUACUGAAGAGACUUACAAAAAACACAUCAGAUUGUGAGUCUAUCAGACUGUUGCCUCUUCUGUCAUAAUGUAUCCUUGUAGACAGAUAUGGCAGAAAAGUUGUGUCUUAAAGAUAGAAGAGUGGAGGAGAGGGUAAUGCUUGACUAAGCAGCAAAAAACCAACUUCUUAAGGAAUUUAAAACAGUCAAAGAAUGUAAGAGAGUUCUCCGCAAACCUGGGUGCCAAAUACAUACCCUUGUAACUACCAUAGAGAUGCACCCAGGCAUGAGCACAUCUGAUGAAGAGAUAUAAUUGCCUAUUUAGUGGGAAGAAAUAAAUAUUCCCCCAGGAGGCUAUUAGGUCAAGAGUGGAAAGGAUUCUGAAGUUUUAAUGUUACUAUUUAUACCAGUAUAGUAAUGCUUGCAUGGAGAACCAACAGAGUACAGUGCACUCAGCACACUGGAGUCUAUGUCACGACCCAAAGGGUUCUCUCAGUUGCGGACUGAAAUGCAAUCCGAAGGCUAGAUCCUGGAGUUAAUAGAAGAGCAUGUACAGGAUCCUAAGAAUGGAUCUCUGUUUAACCUCUGGUUUCUUGCUGCAGUGGCAGGAGAUAGCAUGGGAAUCAUAUCACAUUGCACCCCUUCCAGUAAAUAUGCUGUGCUCCUUACAUCAAGCAGGUGUGUGCUGCAGGCUGAAUUAUAAAUUUGAGUGCCAUUGUGUCUACUUUUCCCCCUCUGUGCUCACUGUGGAGAAAGUAGUACUGUUUCUUGCGCUCUGAAACUCUGAAUGAAGAGUAGGGUAUAAAUCCAAAUCUUCUUCUUCUUCCAGCUUCCAUCCAGUCAACUGGGGUAGGGGGAAUCUUCUAGACAAUUCAAUGAGACUUGACUAAGGAGAAAUUCCUGGCUGUCUGCCCUAAAUGCCUUUUUAAAUAAUAUACAUCACUGUAGUCUUCCUUAAAUUCCUCAGAUCUAGAAGUGUGCCAUUCCUACAUACAUUUUUGGCUUGUAACAUAGUUGUACAUCCAAAAUAAAUGCAUUUAUUUCAUUAGUUCCUUCUGAAUGUGUUACCCAGUGUUACUAGCAUAACUUUGUUCCUCAAAAGAGAAUAUUCCUCACACUAGUAUUGACUAUAUUAUAAUCUACCAUGGAUUUUUGUUGUUGUUUUUUGAAAAUGUAGUCCCCAAGAAACAUUUUAAAAUCUAAUUUGGUAAUUCUUUAAAAAUUGGCCAUAUAAACUGUUUCCUAUGUUAUAUUUAUAUCCACAGUUUUUUGCCUGACAUUCAUGCAGUAAAUUUGUGCAUGCAUCCAGCCUUGGGAUUCAUUGCAGGAAUUUUCAUCCCACUUGUAGAAAAAAAUUGGCUUUGGUUUCUGGACAGUCUUCAGUGAGAAUAAUAUUUAUUUAAUUUACUAUAUGUCUUGCUAAUCAACAGAGUAAAUCUACUAAGGCAAUAGCCUUCAGCUUUUGUAUAAAGCUGUUUUAUAAAAGGAAAAA
Molecule: messenger RNA, 5765 nt
Organism: Heteronotia binoei (common prickly gecko)
Lineage: Eukaryota; Metazoa; Chordata; Lepidosauria; Squamata; Gekkonidae
Gene: FOXN3
Product: forkhead box N3
Exons: 7
Coding region: 475-1956 (493 amino acids)
Biological process (GO): regulation of DNA-templated transcription
Cellular component (GO): nucleus
Molecular function (GO): DNA-binding transcription factor activity; cis-regulatory region sequence-specific DNA binding
Source: RefSeq, a predicted model, not a curated record